Molecule: messenger RNA, 1483 nt
Organism: Sinocyclocheilus rhinocerous
Lineage: Eukaryota; Metazoa; Chordata; Actinopteri; Cypriniformes; Cyprinidae
Product: protein FAM124B-like
Exons: 3
Coding region: 16-1365 (449 amino acids)
Cellular component (GO): nucleoplasm
Source: RefSeq, a predicted model, not a curated record
UCUGACUGCAGUAAAAUGUCCUGCAGUAGCACUGACCUCUCGGCUGUCCCGGGUCAGGAGCUCCUUCUGCUCACCAUGCAUCUGCUCACCAACCCCGGCACCUCGUUGCUCCUCCAGCACACUCUGGACCGCCUGCUGAAGUGGGUCCAUCCCGGCCUGCGCCUCUUCCACGUGUCUGAGCGGGCCUGUCCUCUUCAUGACCACACCAGAGCUAACCAGCGCCCCGCGGCUGGCCACCCCUCACACGCCGUCACCAUAUUCUUACACGAGUCUUACGGAGAGGAACGCAUUCUCAGAGUGCUGGACUUCCUGCAGUGUCCGCCCUGGCAGUACCACCAUACGGAGAGCUGCGGCACCAGAGAGGCCGGCGUUCACGUUAACUCCCCGUCCAGCGCCCUACUGAGGCCUUAUCUCCUGCCCAGCCGGGACUUCUACAGCCUGGGUGCGGGGAUGCCGGUGUGGGGUGUGCGGCCGGUGCACUACGGAGGAGAGGUGGUGCGGGUGACUUUGCACAGCACCUAUGAUAACUUUGAGGACACUGUGCGUUUAUAUGAGACGGUACUGCAGAGGAGGGUAGAAGAGCAGAAGACGGGCUUUUGCUGGUUCACGCUGCUCACAGAAGCAGGCUUCAGCCUACAGCUGGCCAUCAAGCAGCUCGCGCCCGGGGUACGAGUGGAGCCGUGUUACUCCAUGGUGCUGCAGUUCAGGGUGGGGGAGAUCGGACAGCUCGUGCCCUUACUGCCCAACACCUGCUCACCCAUCAGCGCCAGCCGAUGGCACACCGAAGAUCUGGACGGCAACAAGAUCCUCUUUCAAGUUAAGGCUCCAGCACAAGCCCAAGGCUUCCUGAGGUCUGCGUUUCCUCUGAGCUGUCCCAGGAUGCUGCUGAGGAGCUGUGCAGCUGCCAGACCCCCUUCCACCUCUCCCUGCAGGAGGACGUCCCAUCUGAAGGAGCACGCUGAGGACCGCUGUCCCCGCGGCGUGAGGUCAGGAAGGGAGUGCGCUGGGUCAGACGGCACCCGCAGCUCUCCUCCAGGAAGCUCCUGUUACUCGUCCCAGUGCAGCAGCCCCGCAGGCCUGUCGAUGAACUGGUACGAGCCCGCGAUAACCUCAGAAACCUCCCUAACCCGCCUCCGGCUGGAAGAGGAGGAGCCGGAGAUGAAUGUGGACACGGGUUGUGCUGUGAAGCCGCAGGCCGCUUUAGGAGUGUCUGCUCUGCUGACUCUGUCUAGAGACCAGAAACACGUCCUGGAUGAGCCACGGUGGACCACUGACGAGAGCGCAAAGAGCGUCCUAGCAGAGACACAAGCUUCACAGUGUCACAGUCGACCUCAACAUGCACAAGUAGAUGAGUUCUUCAUCUGACUGUUACCAUUCACUCAUUUGUUUGGAAAAGCAGCACACAUUUACAUGAAUGCAUUUGCCAAAGCCACUUACAGUGCAUUCACAUUGUAUCAGUUCAUGCAUUCCCUGGAAAUAAACA